Patella vulgata (common limpet) is the source of this 3874-nucleotide messenger RNA. Its product is annotated as GATOR complex protein WDR24. The transcript is spliced from 17 exons. The coding region runs from base 402 to 2615 and encodes 737 amino acids. Lineage: Eukaryota; Metazoa; Mollusca; Gastropoda; Patellidae. Gene Ontology annotation, biological process: positive regulation of TOR signaling. The record is from RefSeq and is a predicted model, not a curated record. Gene Ontology annotation, molecular function: protein binding.
AAACCAAGCCUCCUUCAAUGAACAAACUUUUACUUUAUUAAUCGUAAAGAAUGAAAUAUUUGUCAUAAAAGGGCAUAAUAUAACAUGCAAACUCGUACUUCUGUCAGUUGUAAAUGAAAUUGCUUUGGUGAAUUAUGAAUACAUUAGUAUUCAUGCUGGACAGUUGUUGAUUCCAGCCAAUAGCCUACUCAGUAGGCUACUCUAUCUGUGAUACUGAUAGGCUACUCCUCUAUCCCAAGAACGUAAAAUAAAACCCCUCGAAAUCUAAGUAUUUCGUUCAAAAACUACUAAAGUUAAUUACAUAUCUAGCACACACCGAUGUUGACGAACGAGUUGAAUUUUAUCUUAGGUGCAAUUGGAAACAUUGGACAUUGGUCUGAUACAAUACUAAAAAAGUCAACAUGCAGCAGUUUGUACACGAUAGAGUGAACUCCACGAAGCCUGAACAACAUAUGUCAUUUAAUUGUGAAGGACCGGCUAAUGCGCUAGCUUUAAAUAAAGAUGCAACCAUGUGCGUUGUGGCUGGAAGAACAGUAUUUAGAAUAGUUGGAAUAGAAGAUCAUGGUUUUGUAGAUAGAAUUAAUCUUCGAGUUGGUAAAAUUAAUCUCAACUAUUGUGCUGCCGAUGUAGCAUGGAACCACCAUGAUGAAAAUAUUUUAGCAUCAGCUGCCACCAAUGGUUCUGUUGUUAUCUGGAAUUUAAACAAGCCAAACAGAUCAAAACAAGAAUGCGUUCUGACAGAUCAUAAGCGAACUGUAAACAGAGUUAUCUUCCAUAAAGCUGAUGCUUCCAUAUUAUUAAGUGGUUCCCAAGAUGGAACUAUGAAACUGUUUGAUAUUAGAAAACAUGCUGUUAGUUUAACAUUUACUGGUAAAAUGUCUGAAAGUGUUAGAGAUAUACAGUUUUGUCCACACAUAGGCUCAGGUUAUUUCCUGUUCGCAGCAGCAUAUGAUAAUGGAAAUAUUCAGUUAUGGGAUAUGAGAAGACAAGAUCGAUGUAUUAAACAGUUUCCUGCUCAUACUGGUCCCGCCUUUUCUCUUGAUUGGCAUCCUGAAGAGAAAGAAUGGUUAGCUACAGCUGGACGAGAUAAAAUGAUAAAAGUUUGGGAUACGACACAGAAUCCAGAACGGAUGAUCAAAUCUGUCCAAACGAUAGCAUCUGUGGCUAGAGUAAAAUGGCGACCACAGAGAAAACUUCAUUUAGCCAGUGCUUCAUUGUUAUUAGAUCAUCAUGUAAAUGUUUGGGCGUUAGGUCGGCCGUAUAUACCAUUUGCUACAUUCGAUGGUCAUAAAGAUGUUGUCUCUAGUAUAGUAUGGUUAGAUACACAUAUAUUUUUUACCUGUGGUAAAGAUGGUUACCUAGUUCAACAUUCCUUUAAAGAUGCUAAACGUCCAGCAGACAGUGUGAUACCAUCAGGAGUAGACAUGGAUUUAUUCGGUCAUGUUUCUCAUGCUUUUGGUGAAAGAACCGGAUCUAAGAAAGCAAGUCAAGCUGGUGGACGUUUUUCAUUUUUCUCAAAGACACCAGAUAAAGGUGAUUUAUUUACAGAAUCCCACAGUGAUAUGUAUGUACAUACAACCAAACAUAAUUUAACGUUACCAUUUGAAGGUUUUAUCGAAUCAGCUAAGAGAUAUAAACUGAGUAAUUUAACCUUUGAUGCUUUAUGUGAUCAUAAUGCUGAUAUAGCACGCAGAUUAAACAGACCAAAGGUUAGUAGUUGUUGGUCUGUACUACAUGUGUUAUUUUGUAAUAAACAUCUCUCCCACAGUAUGACACCUAGAACAAAUUCUAUAGCUCCUUCUAAUGAUAAACAAGAUAACAAUAAAGGAACAGGGAAAUCUCAGUUAACCUCAACACAAGAUAUGAAUAAAGUGAAUGUUAAAGAUAGUACCUCAGAUGACUCAGAUGGUGAAAAUUCUGAAUUAGAAAAUAAUUUAUUAGUAGACAGUGGAUUACUUAAUCAACAAACUGAUUUUUUCUUUGGCGAUGGUGAGACAGACGGAUUAGAUUAUGAUAAUCCCACAUCAAGUUUUGAUAUGUUAACCAAAGUUGAUGAUGAUUUAUUGGAUUAUAAAUUACCCUAUGAAGCUAUUCAAGUACGCCAUGAACUAAAAACAGUUUCGCCUGAAGAUUUAGCAGCUGGUCAUCAAACUCUAGUUGGAGAACAGAAACAUAAUAAUAUGACAGAUAAUCAGAUAUCUCCGUCCGAACCUGAGGAUGAGAAUAUUAUAAAUAUACCAUUUAAACUUGAUAUACCACGGAUUUCAGAACCUCAAAUAGUUGUAGAUAUGUUAAAAACAUUCGCUCAACAGGGUGAUAUACAAUCUACUGUAUCUAUGUUAAUUGUAUUAGGUGAUAAAAUAAGACCAUAUAUAGAUGAAGAAGUUCAAGAAGCCUGGUUUCAAUCUUAUAUAGAAAUAUUGGGUUACUAUGAAUUAUGGACGGUGUCAGCAGAAAUUAUAAAAUUAUGUCAUAUAGGUCAGGUAUCAUCUUUAAAUCAACAAUCGACUACGAUACAUACAUAUUGUAGUCAGUGUAGUCGACAAAUACUCGGUAAAGUAGGGUGGUUAUGUGAGAAAUGUAAAAUUGUUACUAAUAGCUGUAGUAUAUGGUAAGUAUAAAUAAAUCAUAACCUUAAAUGAAUACUACCUAAGUCAUAAUUACACCCCAUCUUCAGUGAGUAAGACAUUGGCUCGCUAACCUGGAGGUGAUAGAUUCCUUUGUUGGCCGAGAAAGUUCAUCGGGAAUUUUCCAGCAUGAUUCGUCCUUGUUAGUGCUACAGGACGGAGGGUCUAGCAAGAGACAACGUAUAGUCAUUUGGAUGGGACAAAAAAUCAAGGUUCUGUGUGCACAUUGGUAAGCUGUAGUGCCGCUGUCCAGGCAAAAUUUCCUUCAUAGUAGGCCUACACUGUAUGGCAUAUGCCCGUCUUUAUUAGCCCAGGGGGGGUUGGAUGGCCGAAUGGUUAGCACGUGCGUGCUGUAUCAUAAGGCCUGUCAUUGAGUCAACUGGCGUGGUUUUGAAUCCCCGGUUGUACGUGACAAGGAGUAGGGUCGCCUGUCCAACCUUGUGGGUUUUCCCCUGGUCCUCCGGUUUCCUUCCACUGCUAAAGACCCCUACGCGCAAGCGAAUUAUUGAAAUGAAAUUAAAACCAUAUGUAAGUCCCGAAAUGACCUAGUUUGUGUCGAGUGGACUUUAACUCCAUUUCUCUCUCUCUUUCAUUAGCCUAGUCUGAGCAGAUCAGUAGGACAUUAAAGCCCAUUUCAUUUUAACUUCAUUAGCCCAGUCAGUGUAGAAUAGUAGGACGUUAACCCUCAAACACUUGUAUAUGUAGAUAUUGACUACCCGGUUUCCUGGAAGAAAAUUAGAGAAAGGAGUGUGAAACUGCCUCAAACAACCAGAGAUAUGUGAAUAACAUUCUGUAUCAUAGGAACAUAUCGCAUGCACAACUGCUAUGCAUGUGACAAGGAGGAUUGGGGUGGUGGUAGGAGCUCUAGUUAAGAUGGUUUUCAGUGUUUUACUAAAGGACACACAAGAUUGUGUACAGUAACUUUUUUUGAAGCCUCAAUCCGCUUUCCUUUUAAUAAACUUAACAAAUUAGAAUGUCGACUGUCCUCUUGUAAUACUUCACAACUAGUUUUUAUUCUUCAUAAGAGUAACAUAACAAAUGAUCUCUGGUGAGUCUUAAUUUUAUUCAACAAUAUGGUAAUAAUUAUAUUUAUUGUGAUUUCUCUUUACAGUCAUCUUCCAGUUAGGCAUAUGUUCAUCUGGUGUCAAGGCUGUUGUCAUGGCGGCCAUAUUGAUCAUAUCAAAGACUGGUUUGCAGUAAAUAAUGAAUGUCCUACAGGAUGUGGUCACAUGUGCCAGUAUACUUGA